Ectocarpus sp. CCAP 1310/34 is the source of this 435-nucleotide messenger RNA. NCBI's taxonomy places the organism in Eukaryota, Phaeophyceae, Ectocarpales, Ectocarpaceae. The record is from the annotation of a GenBank genome assembly.
AUGAGGAGGUCACGAUCAUGGGGUUUGGUAGCAGUAGCAGCAGCAGCGGUAGCGGCACCGGGAGCGUCUGCUUUCUUGAUCCCAAGAGCCGCCUGUAAAACACGGGGUGCAUCAACAGUGGGUGGGGUAAGCACGGCCGAAGCAAGCAGUAGCAGCAGAAGCACCACCACCAGCACCAGCACCAGCUAUGAUCCUGCCCGGUUGGCGCCGUCGUUGCAACCAAGAUGUUCAGGGCUAACGCUCGGAGGUAGCGGCGAUGCCCGUCGGCGUCAGCAGCAGCGUCGUGGUGACCUGGUGAGGAUGCUGGCUAAGGCAGCGGCAAGCAGGGAGGAGACAGAGACCGACGUCUCGCUCAUCCGAAAUUUCUCGAUCGUGGCGCACAUCGACCACGGCAAGAGUACGCUGGCGGACAGGUACUGCUGGGUGCACGCGUAG